GGCCUUGAUUACUCGUUCUUUUCCCUUUUUUUUUUCCUUGAAGAAUCUCAUUAUUUCAUUGUCAUGGGAAUAAAAGAAUCAGUGUUUAUAAUAUGGUCAAAAGGAGAGUGCAAUGCCGGUCAACUGGAGAGACUUGUGGCAAUCCGGGUCAAUGUGUCGGGUUCGGUUUUGAUAUCGGAUUAUGCUCAAAAUACAAGAAAAGAAGAUAAACAUGUCGAAAUCAGGUCGAAUGUAGGCUGUUUAGACUGUCUCAGCUUCAGGUCCACUGGCUAACUUCAAGUCGGGUUAUCGAGGGUGGGUCAGAUAUAUAACCUGUUCUAACUUGGAUGACUGGUUCUCAAAAGAUGUUACUCCACAUUGUGGUUGGUACAGGUAUACAGGUAGAAGCAUAUAGUAUAUGCAAAAUGCUUAGAAAGUCAUCUCAGCAAGUAUAUUAUUUCAUGGGAUCCCACUCCCUGAAUAUUUUUAGACGUGUGCCCCAGUAUCAGUAACAAAUUUUCAAUGUUUAGAGUAGGCAGCAAAUAUCAAACCACCAACCAUUUAAAGUUUUAACAUCAUCAUCAUCAUAUCCUUUCUUUCCUUAACCCAUAGUCCAUCUAAUGCACCAAUCAAUCCCAUAUAUCUUCAACCAAAACUCAAUUGACAAUCUAAGUAAAGGCCAACUUCUCUUAGAAGCUUAAUUAGUCACCUCAUCAUUGAGAAAUGAAACUAAAAACAUUGUUUCACUUCAAAGCCAAGGUGAUUGAACCUUGUAGUAAGCUUUUAUCCAUCUUCAAGCAUAAAUGUGAUAAACCUUCAAUGUCUUCAAGAGCUCCUACACUACGUAUGCCAAAACGCCGUUCUAAACCCAAAACUCGAACCAAAGUUGUCCGGUUCAGAAAACCCUUCUCCAUCAAGGCUUUCACCUUUCCUCGUUACCGUCCCAAGAACAAAGUCCGGGUAAGAAAAAAUCGCCCUUCUCUUUCCUCGAAAUUCAGAAGAACUUUCCGGCGCAAGAAGCGUGUUAAAUCAUCCAACCAACCCCAACCCAUUCAAAAGGUACGCAUAGCUGAAUACCUUACAGUUCUAUUCUCCUUGAGAAAGGCUAAAGACAUAGAAACUGAGAGCAACGAUCAAGCCAUGGGAGAUGCUACAAGUCUAAGUCCAUCAUCAAGAGGGCAUGCGAAGGAGCCAUUUCCGUCACCUAUAACACCGGGAUUUGCUAGAAAAAGUGAUGAUAGUAAGAAAGAGAGCUCGGAUGAUCUCGAAGAUGUUGAACAUCCAUGCAAAAGUUUUGAAAACUAUAUGGUGGAGAUCAUUGUUGAAGAAGGGAAAGUGAAGGAUUUGAUGGAUGUAGAGGAGCUCCUAUACUGUUGGAGGAAUCUGAAAAGUCCUAUUUUCAUAGAAUUGGUAGGUAGAUUUUAUGGAGAAUUAUGCAAGGACUUGUUUUCUCCUUCUGAAGAGAAUGAGAGUCAGGAGACUGUUACUUCUGAGUGAUGAUGUUAUGCAUUGAACAUCUACUAUUCUUUUAUAAGUUAACCCCUUGAAUUUGGUUGUCUUUCUCCUCUUUUACAAGAAAGAAUUCUUAAAGGUUUAUUCUCAGGUUUGUAAUAUGAAGAGAAGCAUUUAGAUAUCUCAACCCCUUUUUUGGGCACAUAUACUUGUUUAUGAAGAAUAAUCGUGGGAGCGUAAGGGGUAUGCAUUAACCUGAAACGUCUAUUGUUGUUGUUGUUGUUGUUGUAGCAUUUAUGUAGUACAACCAAAUCAAUCUUAACCAUCCAUCAAAACGAAAUACCAAAUUGGUAUUAUAUGUUCAUAAUUCCUUCAAAAUCUCCUUCAAUUGUGAGGAGUUGGAACCUUGAGCGUUCAUAUGAGAAAAUUUACAAACCAGCCAAACUUAGUAAAGUUGUAUUAAGGGGAUGAUCAUUGAUCAAACAACUUCAUUCAACUAUAUAUGUAACUUGUUAUACUUUUACUUUG
Beta vulgaris subsp. vulgaris (sugar beet) is the source of this 1959-nucleotide messenger RNA. RefSeq lists its product as hypothetical. Gene Ontology annotation, biological process: negative regulation of DNA-templated transcription. Lineage: Eukaryota; Viridiplantae; Streptophyta; Magnoliopsida; Caryophyllales; Amaranthaceae. The record is from RefSeq and is a predicted model, not a curated record. The coding region runs from base 703 to 1476 and encodes 257 amino acids. The transcript has a single exon.